This is a messenger RNA of Procambarus clarkii (red swamp crayfish), 1128 nucleotides long. RefSeq lists its product as uncharacterized. The record is from RefSeq and is a predicted model, not a curated record. NCBI's taxonomy places the organism in Eukaryota, Metazoa, Arthropoda, Malacostraca, Decapoda, Cambaridae.
AUGACGCUGUAUACAGGAGUGUAUGUGUCAUUGAGCCUGUAUGACGCUGUAUACAGGAGUGUAUGUGUUAUUGAACCCCACGUCACUGGCCGCAUCCCUGCCUGUUGGUCUGUUACAGUGCCUCUUCCUCCUGCUACACUGCCUGUUGUAUGGGUUACAUACUACAGCUGCACCAUACUACAGCUGCACCAUACUACAGCUGCACCAUACUACAGCUGCACCACACUGCAGCUGCACCAUACUACAGCUGCACCAUACUACAGCAGCAUCAUACUACAGCUGCACCAUAUUACAGCUGCACCAUACUACAGCAGCAUCAUACUACAGCUGCACCAUACUACAGCUGCACCAUACUACAGCAGCAUCAUACUACAGCUGCACCAUACUACAGCUGCACCACACUGCAGCUGCACCAUAUUGCAGCUGCACCAUACUACAGCUGCACCAUACUACAGCAGCAGCAUACUACAGCUGCACCACACUACAGCUGCACCAUACUACAGCUGCACCAUACUACAGCUGCACCAUACUACAGCAGCAUCAUACUACAGCUGCACCACACUACAGCUGCACCAUACUACAGCAGCAUUAUACUACAGCUGCACCACACUACAGCUGCACCAUACUACAGCAGCAUCAUACUACAGCAGCAUCAUACUACAGCUGCACCACACUGCAGCUGCACCAUACUACAGCAGCACCACACUACAGCAGCACCACACUACAGCAGCAUCAUACUACAGCUGCACCAUACUACAGCAGCACCACACUACAGCUGCACCAUACUACAGCAGCAUCAUACUACAGCUGCACCAUACUACAGCUGCACCAUACUACAGCUGCACCAUACUACAGCUGCACCACACUGCAGCUGCACCACACUGCAGCUGCACCACACUACAGCUGCACCAUACUACAGCUGCACCAUACUACAGCAGCAUCAUACUACAGCUGCACCAUACUACAGCUGCACCAUACUACAGCUGCAUCAUACCACAGCUGCACCAUACUACAGCUGCACCACACUGCAGCUGCACCAUACUACAGCUGCACCACACUGCAGCUGCACCAUACUACACAACAGGAGAAAAUAUUUCAGUUUUCAAAUUGUUUUUUCCCCUAGUGUAG